AUGGAGCGUAAGAAGAGGAAGUUGACCAGCCACCGACGCUUAGACCAGGAGCUGCCCUUCCACCAGAGGCUUCUAGGUGGUGUCCAAAAGAGUUUCGGAUCUCCGCUGGCCUAUCAAGCUCGUUUGUCCUUGGAAAGGGAUAAUAAAAUGUCAGAUUUUGAGACCUUCAUCAAUGUGCUCAAGUGUGGAUUUGGAACUGGGUGUUUGGCCAUGCCACAGGCUUUCCUGUUUUCCGGAUGGUUAUUGGGUCUUAUAAGUACUGUCGCUCUGAGCUUCUUUGUACUUUAUGCAAUGCAUACUCUGCUCGAGCAUAUUAAUUCCCUAGGAGAGCGCUUUAAGAUGCCAUUACUUAAUUAUCGAAAUGUCGUGGAACUGGCUCUCAGCAUUGGACCACCAAAGUUUCAGUUUUUAAGCAAACCUUUUGGAUACCUAGUGGAUGUCCUGCUCUGUGGUUAUCACUUUGGAGUGGACUGUGUCUAUGUGGUUUUUAUAGCCAAAAGUCUAAAGCAUUUAGGGGAUAUAUACUUGUGGCCUUUGGAUGAGAGACUCUACAUGGCUUUGCUCGCUUUGCCUUUGACCUUAACGUUUAUAAUACGAGAUCUGAAGAGUCUUGUGCCAUUUGCCUUAAUAGCCAAUAUUCUGAUAUUCGUGGGCUCUUUUAUAAUUUUAAGCUACUUCUUCCGGGGUCUUUCUAGGUUUGAUCAACUUCAUGCCAUUCAGCCGUUGAAGAACUUUCCUUUUUUCUUUGGCAUCGUACUGUUUGCCAUCGAAUCGGUUGGAGUGCUCCUAGCCCUUGGUCGCAAUAUGCGAACCCCAGAUAAUUUUUUGGGUACUUGUGGAGUUCUCAAUCGGGGAAUGUUUGUGGUAAUUAUUUUUUAUGUGGUCUUUGGAUUUUUUGGUUACUGGCGUUACGGACAAUACACGCAAAACUCGGUUCUGCAAAACCUACCAGAAAACGAAAUCCUCCCCCAGUUGGUGGCUGGAAUGUUUGCCCUGGCAAUAUUCUUCAGUUAUCCUUUGCAAGGUUACGUUACUGUGGAUAUUAUAUUCAGGAGUUAUUUGGAGCCGGAACUGGAGGAUGGUGCUUCGAAGGCAGUGGAGAUCCUGGUGCGAAUCGCUUUGGUUAUCGCCUCCGUCCUGAUGGCCAUCCAAUAUCCGGACUUUGGGUUGCUCCUCUCCUUCGUGGGAUCCUUUUGCCUGGCCCAAUUGGGACUGAUCCUGCCGGGAAUCGUGGAUUUUUGCGCUCACUAUGAGGAGGGAUACGGACCUGCAAGGAUCCUUCUUCUCCGAUCGAUGCUUUUCAUCUGUGUGGGUUUGGCUGGAGGAGUUGCCGGUACAGUGGUCACCCUGCGGACGCUCCAAGCUCGCUAUCCCAUUUCUUUGUGA
Messenger RNA from Drosophila rhopaloa, 1386 nucleotides. Its product is annotated as proton-coupled amino acid transporter-like protein CG1139. Bases 1 to 1386 code for a protein of 461 amino acids. Gene Ontology annotation, molecular function: amino acid transmembrane transporter activity. Lineage: Eukaryota; Metazoa; Arthropoda; Insecta; Diptera; Drosophilidae. The transcript has 8 exons. Gene Ontology annotation, cellular component: vacuolar membrane. The record is from RefSeq and is a predicted model, not a curated record. Gene Ontology annotation, biological process: amino acid transmembrane transport.